Mauremys mutica (yellowpond turtle) is the source of this 4256-nucleotide messenger RNA. RefSeq names its product ER lipid raft associated 2 (gene ERLIN2). The coding region runs from base 300 to 1301 and encodes 333 amino acids. Gene Ontology annotation, molecular function: cholesterol binding; ubiquitin protein ligase binding. The record is from RefSeq and is a predicted model, not a curated record. The transcript has 13 exons. Gene Ontology annotation, biological process: SREBP signaling pathway. Gene Ontology annotation, cellular component: endoplasmic reticulum membrane; endoplasmic reticulum. Lineage: Eukaryota; Metazoa; Chordata; Testudines; Geoemydidae.
CUCAGGUUUCCCUUAUGGCUGCUCCAUCCCCAGGGGCAGGCAGUGGUUUGUGGUCCCAGAUUGGUAACAGAAGACCCUCAGGCAGUCUUAGAAAUGGUACAGCCCCCCGGUCAGGCAGGCACCGCACAGGUGAAAAGGCAAAGACAAGGUCCCCUCCCCAGCGUAAUUUGUAAUCUAGCCCAAGACCAGAGACUGAGUAAACCAGCAGCAAUAGCAUAGCUCAAACCCUUCCCCAGGAAAGGAAAGAGACGUGGUGCUUUUUGUAUAACAUCUAAGGAUUUAAGGCGGAGCUCUCAGGGAUGGCCCAACUAGGUGCGAUAGCGGCGCUAUCUGUUAGUUUUCUGGCUGCAACUCUCUUCUCUGCAGUACACAAAAUUGAAGAAGGACAUAUUGGCGUUUAUUAUAGAGGUGGCGCAUUGCUGACUUCCACCAGUGGACCUGGCUUCCACCUUAUGCUCCCCUUUAUAACCUCCUACAAAUCUGUGCAGACUACAUUGCAGACAGAUGAGGUGAAAAAUGUUCCUUGUGGUACCAGUGGGGGAGUGAUGAUUUAUUUUGACAGGAUUGAGGUGGUGAAUUUCCUGAUCCAGGGUGCUGUGUAUGACAUAGUGAAGAACUACACAGCAGACUAUGACAAAGCACUCAUCUUCAACAAGAUUCACCAUGAGCUGAACCAGUUCUGCAGUGUUCACACUCUUCAGGAGGUCUACAUUGAGCUGUUUGAUCAGAUUGAUGAAAACCUUAAACUGGCUUUGCAGCAGGACCUGACCACCAUGGCUCCUGGACUCAUUAUACAGGCAGUCCGUGUCACGAAGCCAAACAUUCCAGAAACGAUUCGGAAGAAUUAUGAACUCAUGGAAAGCGAGAAGACAAAGCUGCUGAUCGCGGCUCAGAAGCAGAAGGUCGUGGAGAAGGAAGCAGAGACGGAGAGGAAGAAGGCCCUGAUUGAGGCAGAAAAAAUUGCCCAAGUGGCCGAAAUAACGUACGGACAGAAGGUGAUGGAAAAGGAAACGGAGAAGAAAAUUUCAGAGAUUGAAGAUGGUGCAUUCCUUGCUAGGGAGAAGGCAAAAGCUGAUGCCGAAUGCUAUACUGCCAUGAAGAUAGCAGAGGCUAACAAGCUAAAACUAACUCCUGAGUACUUGCAGCUGAUGAAAUACAAAGCUAUUGCAUCAAACAGCAAAAUCUAUUUUGGCAAAGAUAUUCCCAACAUGUUUAUGGACCACACGGGGAGCAAGCCUGCAGAGGGACUGGUGGAAGAGAUGAGAGGAGAGAAUUGGGCCGCUGCCGCUGAGGAUUUGUGAAACCAUUUUAUAACACCUAAUGACCUUGCAAAAUUUCUGUUUAUUUUUUAACAGAUGAAACAAACUGAGAAGUUGGUUUCCCCUUUUGAUUUUUUCACUGUUCUGUGCUGAAGCAGAUGAGCCAGACUUAACCCUCUCAACCUUUUGUCUAGAAAUCAGUUUAGACACAACUGUUUUGAUAUUCACAGGCCAUUUUUUGGUUCCUUCGCAAGCCGGGUUCACCUCUGCACCGUAUUUUGACUCCUCCCUUUUGGAGGCCUGGUCAUUCCCUAGCAGGGGGAGAAUCCUGCAGAUUUCCAGCAGGAUGAUUUGUUGUGUGGUUAGGUUGAUUAAAUGAAACUUUGAGUUCUACAUGAGCAGUUACAGCAAUUGGGAUACGGGAGGCAAUGCCCUUCUUUGCUGCUGGAAGCUGUCAUUGCUUUUGUUGGAGAUUUCCACUACAAUUUUUUUGAGCCCUUUGAAAGAGACAGAGGUGCUAGGAUUUCUGUACACUAUAUAUCCCAGCUUAAGCAAGGCAGCACGGAUGUGGUGGCAGAGAUUGUUAAUUUCCCAUGUCCUGAGAUCAGUGUUUUUGCAUUGUCCACAUUUUGUAGAGGGAUAAGGAGGUUCUAAAUUCUGUAAUUCUCUUUCUAGAAAAUCCUCUGUAGAAGUGGUGCUACCAGGUCAGGGUUGAGGUGUUCUGGUGGGGGCGGCGUGAGCAUUCCCUGUUCCUGUUCUCUGGCUAAAUGGGACAUCAGUCUCCCAAGAUGCCAACAUAUGGUACCUUUCACCAACAUCAGAUUGACUUUUAGGAAGAGUAGCUUACAAAACAAUGAAUCACUCAGACCCCCCAUCUUGCAAACACUUUUGCAGGUGAGUAACUAUGCUCAAGUGAAUGGUCUCAUUGACUUAUUUCCAUAUGUGUUCGUAGGAUUGGGGCCUACAUUUGAAAUAGCCCAGUAUGGUUCAGUGGCUGCGAUACAUUAUCAGGAAGAGGAUGUUCAGACAAGUUGAAGUGAAUGGCUAAUUUAGACCUCGUGUAGGCAGGGGCAUACAAAACACAGUAUUGUAUAGUCACAGGGAGAAACAGGUGCCCCCGUUGUCUUUAGACAAUUCAGAAGAACAAUUUAUCCUUCUCCCCCUCCAGAAUGAUGCUGUAAUACAUGUGGUCCAUUAAGGUGCAAUUUGAUUUGUUUUUAAGUCUUCAAGUAUGCAGCUGUGAAGAGUCCAUAGAUUUUUAUGAUGUAUUGCGUGUGUAUGUGUAUAUAUAUAUGCAAAAUCAACUGGGGGAAAAUAAAGGGCUUAGCAUAAUUCAGGGCAGGAGAGAACAUCUGUUCCCCCCAGGCCAUCUCCUCCCACUUGGCAGGAAAGCCUGUUUAUUAAUCACUGUUUUAUUUUGCAACCUACACACAGAUACAUGGUGGCUCCAGCCUGAGUGCAAACACCGUUGUCAGUGGCCAGCUUAUUUCAUUUAUAAUCUGUUGUUCCAUAUCCUGCCACCUGCUGCGUUGGUAUUAGCGUGCUAAACUCAUCAGAGCGCUCAGCCUGUCUGGGUGUUUUUGUAACAACACAGCCCCAGUCAGAUAGAAACGUGAUGAAUUUCUGCUGCUUCCAAUAUUUUUCACAUUCGUUUUCUUUAAUAUUUUCACAGCUUGAAUGACUACUACUUUGCCUGUACUUGAAAAUAUAAAAUGAAAGCUGCCAUCAGUUACUGCAUGACAAAACUGAUAACUCUAUUUGCGGUAUAUCUCUCUAUAUAUUUUUUUACUUACUGGAAAACCUGAGGUUUAUACCUUACAUUCAGAUUCCAGACUGAUAUAACACUGCAAUAGAAAAAUCAAAUCACUACCCCAGCUCUCACAUAACUAGCAUUUGCAAAUAGGAUUCUGCACAGAGAACAGGAAGAGCGUCGGAAGAGCAGAACUUUUCUUUUUUUGCGGGGUGGGAUUGUGGUUUAUACUGAGGGUGGUCUCACUCGUUCAGGACUGUCUCACACUCAUGGUAAAUAUUUGCAUCUAGUAACUAAUGCGUAGUUUUUAAUCAAACAUUUUUUACUAGUCAAAAAAAAAAAAAAGCCAAAGUGUAUUGAACCAUUUUAUAUGACUUUCAUGUAAAACUAUGUGGAAUAAAUAGGACUUUUUUUACCAUACAAUUUCACUAUAAAAGAAUGAGGAAAAACAGAGAAAAAGAAGUAGCCAAUAUUAGUACAAUGUUAAUUUAAAACACAAACAUACAGCCUAAUUAUUCCGCCUGGUUAACAGUUUAGGGUGUGUCUACACUGCAGCAGCGAGCAUGCCGCCUUGCCCAGCUAGGCAGACUGGUGCUAGCUCGGCUUGAGCUAGUGCACUAAAAAUAGCAGUGUGGACACUGUAGCUCAUUCACGCUAUUUUUAGCUGCGCUGGCAUGAGUCUGUCUGCCCGGGCUGGGAGGUUCGCUUCCUGCUGCAGUGUAGCCAUGCCUUUAGUUACUGCAGCUUGUGAGAUGACAAAGUGAAAUCUUAGCAUAAUUGGGGGGUUUUAUCUUAAUUUAGCUAGAGCAAAGCUGAUGCCAUGCCUUUCUCUACCAGACUGAAUUCAGUGUUGGCAUCUGACACAGUUUCUUCAUUAUUUUAUAUCUUUAACCUCUUUUGCCUUCCAGAGUAAAUUUGCUACUAUAUUUUACUCUAUUCCAUCUCUUCCUUGUGAGCAUAGUGACAAGAUGUCAGCUGGGUCUUUGUUUUUGUUUUUCUUUCUUUCCUGCAUGCAAAUUUGCAAUGAGCAUUUGAAUGUGUAAAACCACUUGUUUAAUGAAGGGACUACGAGGGGUAUGUGAAUGGUCAUGUUUGGGAAUCCCUGAUUGAGGCAUGAAAAUAACUGCAUUGGCAGAGGAAGUUCUGACCUGGGCAAGCAUGGGAAGUGAUGUGUUGGAAUAAAAAAGCCGUUUUAUUUUGCUAUUUGUUAUAAUGACUGAAUAAAAGUUUUUUCACUUGUAGCUUAA